Vanrija pseudolonga is the source of this 2565-nucleotide messenger RNA. RefSeq names its product Long chain acyl-CoA synthetase 7, peroxisomal. The record is from RefSeq and is a predicted model, not a curated record. The coding region runs from base 183 to 2501 and encodes 772 amino acids. Gene Ontology annotation, cellular component: membrane; endoplasmic reticulum. Gene Ontology annotation, biological process: long-chain fatty acid metabolic process. NCBI's taxonomy places the organism in Eukaryota, Fungi, Basidiomycota, Tremellomycetes, Trichosporonales, Trichosporonaceae. Gene Ontology annotation, molecular function: long-chain fatty acid-CoA ligase activity. The transcript is spliced from 8 exons.
CCCACACGCUGCAGAGCCGUGGGCUGAGCAGGGCGGCCACCACACUGCGCGCGUCGUAGCCCUGCCACGGUGGACAGUGUUGCCGAAAAGUGCACCACCACACCACUGUAGCCGGCGCAUCCAACAAAGUCGUUGACAUCUCUCAUCCUUCACUCUCUCACACACACAUCCACUUCUCCAUCAUGCCGCCUCUUCAGACAAAGGUCUACCCCUACCCCCCAACCCUCGACCUCGCGGACCAGAGCUCGCCCGUUCCCGGCACCCAGGCCUUCAACACUAGCAGCGCCUACCAGAAUGCCAUCUUCAAGAAGGACAUUCUCGAGAAUGUGCCCGGCACAGUCUACCAGAUCUUCGAGGACGGUAAGUCGUGGAGCCGGCGGCCAAGACUUUUGCUUCCCGCCGCGCCGCCGCCGCAAGGCUUCAACUGCCAGCGCACCCAGCUCACACAACACAGCUGUGAACGCCACGCCCAGCCCAACCAGACGCUCUACCGUCGCCGCCUGCGCACGCCGCCCGCCAAGGCCGGCGAGCCGCUCGGCUGGUCGCACAAGACGGCCGACACGACCUACGCCCAGGUGCGCAAGCGCCGUGAUGCCGUCGGCUCUGGUCUGCUCGCGCUCGAGCGUCUCGGCCGCCUCAAGGACCGCCGUGUCGAGGCCCGCGGCGACGCCGGCGCCGACGUCGCCGACCCCGAGCCCACGCCCAAGGAGAUCUCGCAGCCCGGCGUCCCCGUCUGGGGAUCCCGCCUCAAGGCUGGCGCUCGCCGCGGCUGGGGUGUCGGCAUCUGGAGUAUCAACCGCGAGGAGUGGCAGGUCAUCGACUUUGCAUGCCACGCAUACGGCCUCGUUGGCGUGAGCUUGUACGAGACCCUCGGCCCCGACACCGCCGAGUACAUCACCAACUUCACUCCCCUCCCCGUCAUCUUCGCGUCGUCCAACCACAUCCAGGACGUGCUCCGCCUCGCGCCCAAGUGCCCCACGCUCCGCGUCCUCGUGUCGAUGGACAAGAUCUCGCAGGCCGAGCGUGACCUCUUUGGCCAGUGGGCCUCCGAGGUCGGCGUCCUCCUCCUCGACCUCGAGGAGUUUGAGGAGUGGGGAAACUCGCCUGGCAUCUACACCCCUCCCGGCCCCAACCCCGGCCCCGAGGAGGCCGAGAUUGACAAGAACCGCAUCAUGACCAUCUCGUACACCUCGGGCACGACCGGCAACCCCAAGGGUGUGGUCCUCACCAACUGGAACAUGGUCAGCGCUACCAUCUCCAACUGCUACGGUGCGCCCGUCGCCGCCAUGAAGCCUGGAUUCAAGCACUUCUCGUUCCUCCCCCUCGCCCACAUCUACGAGCGUAUCAUUCACUUCAUCCUCCUCCGCGCCAACGGUAUCGCCUGCUUCUCCACUGGCGACGUUACCCGUCUCCUCGAGGACGCUCAGAUCUUCAAGCCCAACCUCUUCGCUGGUGUCCCCCGUGUCUGGAACAAGAUCUACGCGGCUAUCAAGCUCCAGAUGCAGGCUCCUGGCGUCAAGGGUGCUCUUCUCCGCCGUGCUGUCGACGACAAGCUCCGCAACUGGCGCGAGACCGGCAGCGUCACCCACCCCCUCUGGGACCGCCUCGUCUUCAACAAGAUCCGUGCCCUCGUCGGUGGCGAGGUCCAGUCGCUCGUCACCGGCUCGGCCCCCAUCUCGCCCGAGGUUCUCGAGCUCCUCAAGGUCGCCUUCUGCUGUGACUUUGCCGAGGGCUACGGUCUGACCGAGACCUGCGCGUCGACCACCCGCUGCGUUCCUUGGGACGUCGGAUCCGUUGGCACCACCGGCUUUGUCGGCCCCAGCUUCGAGGUCAAGCUCCGCGACGUCACCGAGAUGGCUUACACCCACGCCGACUCGCCCAACCCCCGUGGUGAGCUCCUCAUCCGCGGCCCCAACGUCUUCAAGGGCUACCUCAACGACCCCGACAACACCAAGAAGGCCCUCGACGCCGACGGAUGGUUCUACACUGGCGACGUCGCCGAGAUCGACUCGGCCGGCCGCGUCAAGAUCAUUGACCGCAUCAAGAACGUUGUUAAGCUCUCGCAGGGUGAAUACGUUGCCCUUGAGCGUGUUGAGGGUGUCUACCUCCUCAACCCCAUGUUUGUCUCGAUCCUUGUCCACGCCGACUCCCUCCGCGACUCGCUGGUCGCCAUCACGGUCAUUGACCCUGUUCCCGGCGCCGCCUUUGUCAACAAGAUCCUCGGCACGAGCAUCACGCCCAACGAGACCGACAAGCUCGACGCGGCGCUCCAGGAGCCCAAGGUCAAGGAGGCCCUCCUUGCCUGGUUCGAGGGUGCUGCCCAGGGCGCCAAGCUCAAUGGCUAUGAGCGGAUCAAGGGUGUCCACGCCACUGUUCAUCCAUUCGACGCCAGCCUCAUGACUCCCACCAUGAAGAUCAAGCGCAACGUUGCCGCCGACUUCUUCAAGAAGGAGAUUGACGAGCUGUACGAGAACGCCGCCGCUGCCAGGUCGAAGAUUUAGAGAGUGUACCGACGUGUUGUCAGAUGUUGAACUUUGAAUGCAGUCUUGCUACAGUUUUACCAAA